GCCUAAAAGAUCGCCAUAGUCCGAGCUAUCAUUGGGUACAGGGGCAAGGUAUCUUCUGGACAAAAGUUGAAGUGUUUGGGUGCUGGCCUGGAGCAAGCAUUUAGCCAUGGAUCCGUCACUUCUCAAGGAAAGGGAUGCCUUUCGGAAGAAAGCGAUGGCCACCCCUGUGGUGGAGACGAAGCCAAAAAAGGCACCAACAAAGCCCAGCGCCAGCGAACCGCCGAAAAAGAAAGCAAAGGUGGGACCGACCCCUGGAGACAUACACAGCCUAAAACUCGUGUCGGGCAGCUCUCAGUACCGGUUCGGCGUGCUUGCCAAGAUCGUGAAGCAUAUGCGCAAGCGCCACCAGGAGGGCAACCUAUACCCUCUGACCAUCGACGAGAUCCUGGACGAGACCAACCAGCUUGACGUGGGCUCCAAGGUCAAACAGUGGCUCGUCACAGAAGCACUUCCCAGCAAUCCCAAGAUCAUGACAACGCCGGAGAACAAGUACCAGUUCAAGCCGCCGUACGACCUGCGCGAUCGCAAGACCAUGCUGAAGUUGUUACGCAAGCACGACCUGAAGGGCUACGGCGGUCUACUGCUUGAGGAUGUCCAGGAGAGCCUGCCCAACUGCGACAGGAUCAUGAAGCAACUGGCGAACGACAUCACCUACAUCGUGCGGCCGCAGGACAAGAAGAAGGUCAUCUUCUACAACGACCGGACGGCGCGGUUCCAGGUGGAUGAGGAGCUGGCCAAGCUGUGGCGCAGCGUGCCGGUGCGCGGCGUCGACGACGAGAAGAUCGAGGAGUACCUCGAGCGCCAGGGCCUGCAGGCCAUGCACGACCACGGCCUCAAGAAGCUGGUGCCGCCCAAGCGAAAGGCCUCGCGCGGCAAGAAGCGCAACAAGGGCCCCAAGGACAACGAUCACCUGAAGGACGUGCUGGAAGUGUACGACGAGAGCUGAGGGCGCCGAGGGCGGCCGGGACGGUAGCGCUGUGACGGGGCUGCGAAGCGGCGGGGGAGGGCAGGAUCGUUGCCCAGUGCGUGUGUUUGCCAGAGGUCGCAGGCGACGUCACUGGAGUCCGCCGCACGCCGCGUUGAGCGACAU
Pollicipes pollicipes is the source of this 1090-nucleotide messenger RNA. RefSeq names its product transcription factor IIEbeta (gene TfIIEbeta). The record is from RefSeq and is a predicted model, not a curated record. NCBI's taxonomy places the organism in Eukaryota, Metazoa, Arthropoda, Thecostraca, Pollicipedomorpha, Pollicipedidae. Gene Ontology annotation, molecular function: TFIIH-class transcription factor complex binding. Gene Ontology annotation, biological process: transcription initiation at RNA polymerase II promoter. Gene Ontology annotation, cellular component: transcription factor TFIIE complex.